ACUACUGUUUACUGGGUCUUCAAAAGAAACUUGAGAAGAAAAAGAAAUAGCCUGCUAUGUCCAAUAAGCUAACAUGUGUCUACUUCAGACUUCAUCUUCAGCUAAACAAACUUUAUGUGCUCACGAGAUUAGAAUACUAGCAAACGUCACUAAAAUCCUUCAUCAGUCAAUAGUUUAGAAUCGGAGACAUGGACAUAUCAUUUAUAGUCAAAUAAGGCGGGAUUCCACUGUACUGACUUUUAACCCAUAAAAUGGCAAAUUUUCAAACAAAUCCAUGAUCCCCUCCCACCCCCCAAAGAGACUAUAGAGAACAGAAAGCAUUUUCGUGAGAGAAAGCUAGAGAUGGAUUUGGUUCAGUCGAUGAUGAUCAUCUUGUCAGUUAUAGUAGUAGCAGUACCUUUUGCGGAGAGCCAAGUAGAUGAUCAAUGGCAGCAAUCAAGUUACGGAAUCGAAACACAAAAGAUAACACGGUUACACUUAUUCUUGCACGACAUGGUAAGUGGAAAGAACCCAUCGGCAGUAAAAGUUGCUGAUCACUCAAACACCUACAAUUCACCAGGCUACUUUGGUUUUGUAGCCAUGGCUGACGAUAUCCUAACGGAAGGACCUGAACCCACUUCUAAAGCAAUAGGUAGAGCUCAAGGUUUGAUCGCCUUUGCUUCACGAGAAGAGUUUGCUGAAGUGAUGUCUAUGAGCUUUGUGUUCACAGAUGGGGAAUUCAAAGGUAGUUCUCUUAGUAUUCUCGGAAGGAACCCAAUUCUUCAACCGGUUCGUGAGAUGCCUAUUAUCGGUGGAACGGGAAGUUUCCGGUUUGCUCGUGGAUUUGUUGUUUCAAAGACGCAUUGGGUUAAUGUUACCACUCAUGAUUUGAUCGAAGAAUAUCACCUUACUAUUAUGCACCACUGAGAAAAUGAGAUGAAAUGAGAGUUGAUGUAAAAUUAUUUCUACAUUUCACUUGUAAUCUUGUUAUGUCUAUUUCUUAAACGGUUAAUAAUGUGUAUCUUGGUUGCUUAUCCUCAAAAAUGUGUCAAACUAAAUUUGUACA
Molecule: messenger RNA, 1045 nt
Organism: Papaver somniferum (opium poppy)
Lineage: Eukaryota; Viridiplantae; Streptophyta; Magnoliopsida; Ranunculales; Papaveraceae
Product: dirigent protein 23-like
Exons: 1
Coding region: 343-906 (187 amino acids)
Source: RefSeq, a predicted model, not a curated record